Molecule: messenger RNA, 600 nt
Organism: Vicia faba (fava bean)
Lineage: Eukaryota; Viridiplantae; Streptophyta; Magnoliopsida; Fabales; Fabaceae
Source: the annotation of a GenBank genome assembly
AUGUUUUCUCGCUCAUUAUUCUUCUUCUUUGUGUUUGAUAUUGUGCUUGGUGUUAUUGAUCGAGGCGUUGAGAACACGGUCAUUGUCAUUGAAGUUGUUGUAGAGGAAGGGCCUGAAGAUCAAAGAGAGAAUGAAGGGGAGCUUUUAUGUAUUGUACUGAUGCUGCAUAAUUCUUGCAGUUCUGUCUUAAAAGCUUCAAGCCUUUCCACUUCAGCUUUUUUUUCGUCAAGACUAUCAAUGGAUUCCAUGGAAAGGUUCUUGCUUCCAGAAUUUCGCCCCAAAACAGUGCGUCGCUGGUGCAUUGUUCCAUUGGACACGGCCAUAGAUUUGUUCAUACAUGAAGAAGAGCUAGGAGAAUUUAAUCUAUUCAUUGUAGUUUGGUCAGGGGAUAAGCCUUCAAUUAUAUCAGUGGCCUUAAUGGAGUCAUUUGCAGAAGCAGUUUUAUUUUGGCUUGUGAAAUUUUCACAGGGCUUGUUGGACUCAUCUACACAAGCACUGUUAUUUUGGCUUGCAAAAUCUUCACAGCUUUUGAUAUCUUCAGAUAGAGGCAAUGAGACUUCAAUUGAAAUUGUUGACAACCUUUGGUCGACUGCAAGAUAA